Molecule: messenger RNA, 795 nt
Organism: Symbiodinium sp. CCMP2592
Lineage: Eukaryota; Dinophyceae; Suessiales; Symbiodiniaceae
Source: the annotation of a GenBank genome assembly
AUGGCCGGCACCCACGACAGGCUGUGCCUGGGAUGCGGCAAGUGCUUUGCAAAGCCGGCCCGGCUCCGCCGGCACCUCCUCAGCAGCGCCCCCUGCCGGAAAGCAUGGGGCUCCUUUCGGCCAGACUCUGCGUCCCUUCCGGCUAUGCAUGCCCUGGCCCUCCCUCUUCGAGUCCCAGGAGUGAUGUCUGGGGGUCAUGCUGUGAUUGACCCUGCUACUUAUCAUAAAGGACUGCUGGAGACUUUGCAGGCGCUCGAUUGCGCUGACUGCGACACGGCUUGGGGUGUCAUCAAGGACUUCAUCGAGCCCCUCUCCGUUCUUCGAGCCACGGUCGACCUUUGGGCGUCCACGCCAGGUGCAGCCCCCGGUGUGGCAGAGGUAGCAGAGGACGUGAAACUCAUGCUCGAUCCACAGUUGUGUUGCGAUGACUUUCGAGUUUCUCGCGCCAACGGUGGAAGCGUGGAUGUCUUCGAGGCGCUUGACUGGAGGCCGGCGUGUCAGCUCCCUUUCGUCCUGACUGGGGAGGUUGCCGCCUUCAGCAUCGACGAUCCCCCGCUCCAGGGAUACGCGUAUCCCUUCACUUGCAGCUUGCCUCUGGCCGCUGCGUCGGAGUUCAUGCGCUGGCUUGAGACCAGUUGCGAUAUUUUGGGGACCUUCGCUCAGACCUCUGCGGCGCACCCUGUGCGUCUCCGUGCCUCUGCUGUGGCACUGGCGGCUCUUGAACCUGCUGGCGCUUGGCUCCUGCGGGCGGGCUUUGUACAGACCGCCUCGGGCCUCCGCUCUCCGGGUUCCUGA